Penicillium manginii is the source of this 2778-nucleotide messenger RNA. RefSeq lists its product as uncharacterized. The transcript is spliced from 2 exons. Bases 1 to 2778 code for a protein of 925 amino acids. The record is from RefSeq and is a predicted model, not a curated record. Lineage: Eukaryota; Fungi; Ascomycota; Eurotiomycetes; Eurotiales; Aspergillaceae.
AUGCAAUUCAACAAUACCCCGUGGAAUGCCACGGGCACCACUCCGGGCUUCGCCGGUCAAGCCCUGGGCUGGAUGCGUUUCUUCUGUUGCACAAUGCCCGCGCGUGGCCUACAAGCUUCAUUCACCUGGGAACUUUCUCGCAAGUUCUGGUAUUCAUUCCUCUUCGUCUCCAUCUUCUUCGCAAAGCUCUUGCAUAUCUGGGCCCAUAUCGAUUCCAUCCCCGUUGGAACCCUGUUCCUUUGGGGUUCAACUUUUUUCGUGCAGGACAUCAUCUUCCUGUUUCUGGCACACCUCUUGUCGCGCAGCUAUCAGCACAAAUGGAUUCGCAUUGGUGCUGCUACGACCAUGAUUGUGGCUAGUCUCGUCCUCUCCGUCAUGGCCGCUGCCAAUACCUCCUUCUACUUCACUACCGGAGCCGAAAUCCACUGGCGCCAGGCUGGUGGUUUUAACCGCGAUCCCGCCUCCAUCAACACUUUGCUCACCGGUCUCACUGGUCUUGUCAUCGUCGAGGCCCUCUAUAUCGUGGUGGCCGCACUUGCGACUCCGCACCUCUACAAUGCGGUGGGUGGAGUGAUGCACACGUGGAGCGAAUUCUUUGUUUCGAUCACCAAGCCCCUGGUCAAGCCUGUGUUCAGGCCUCUAAUGGAGAUGGUCUUCAGCCGAUGGAGCAGAGGACGCAAGCUGUUUGAGGAUUUGAAGAUCUAUGAGCCAGUUCCUCUGGGUGACUAUGAAGAUGACGAAGACAAGAUGAACUCGGCUCCCCUGCUCGACCAGCCCACCCAGCCGCGAUCCAAUGAGGAGGACUUCAGCCUCGGACUCGGCCUCAAGCAGCGAUGGAUGAACAGGAUGAACAGUGGUUUCGACGAUCUUAAACAGGACUGGAGACCGAUCGCCAAGCGUGCGCUGAUCAUUGUUCCAACUGCAAUCAUAUUUAUUCUCCGUCUCGCCCGUCCCUCUGAACAAGCGCUCUGGUUUAUGUCCCAGACAGUCAUUAUUUCCCCCUUUGCCGGUGUCGAUUCCAAGGGCAAGCUUCAGAUGAUCUCGGACGACCCUUAUCUGCACGGCAAGCUGACGGCUUUGACUGCACCCCCUCGUUGGGAUUGGUUCCCUGAGGGCAACUGGCCCGGAUUCCGCGACUGGGAGAAAGGUGGAUUCGAUGGCAACAAGUACUCUCACUACAACGCUACCGAGGACCCUCUGACCAUCUCCAACCUGGGCGAGGACAUUCUGGUGCCUCUCCGGGACGCUCUCCACGGCGGCAAAGUGAACAUCAAGCAUAUCUUCGUCUUCAAGAUGGAGAGCACCCGCUACGACGUUUUCCCCCUCCGCAAGGGCUCCUAUAUGCAUGAGCGUCUCGUCAAGUCACACAAGAACAAGCGAAUUCCCAAAGAUGUCCAGCGCCGCCUGGCAAACCUGACUUCGGUCGCUGAACGCCUGACUGGUGCCGAAUCCGGAUUCCACAAGAAGGGUGCUAUCAAGCCUUAUGGCGGUAUUCGUGCGGACAACUCCUACACCGGUGGUACUUUCACUCUGAAGAGCAUCGAAGCGACUACCUGCGGUCUUUCUCCUCUCGUCAUCGAUUUCAACAAGGAAUACGAGCACCACAUUUACAACCCCUGCAUGCCUCAAGUCCUUGACGUUCUGAGUGCCAAAACCAACGACACCAAGAGCAGCGAUUACAAGCUGUGGCCCUGGCGCCCAACCUUCAUGCAGUCGAUUACCGAUACCUACGAUCACCAGAAUCUGUUGUCCCCCGCACUCGGUUUCAAGCCGGAAAACAUCGUCACUGUCGAGUCUAUUGAUGAGGAUAUCGCGAACGGCAAGAAUUUCAACUACACCAAGUUUAACUUCUGGGGUUACCCCGAUGGAUCCCUGAAGGGCUACUUCCGUGAAGCCAUUGAGAGUGCCGAGGCCAAUCACGAGCGUCUCUUCCUCACACACCUGACUGGUAUCACUCACCACCCCUGGGAUACUCCCGAUGGAAAAUACGACGAUCUUUUCGGUUCCGAGUCCAACUCUUUUGGUGGAAAGAACGAUCAACUCAACCGCUAUCUGAACACUGUCGGUGUCAACGACAAGUGGUACGGAGACUUCCUGGAUCUGCUGGAGGAGACCGGCGUUGCCAACGAGACACUCAUUGUCAUGACUGGUGACCAUGGUCUCUCUCUCCCCGAGGAUGGCAACGUUACUCCCUACGACAACCCUCUCGUUUCCAACUUCCACGUUCCUCUCAUUUUUGCCAACCCUAACAUCCCUCCCAUCUCCAUCAACUCCUCCGUGAGCUCUGUCCAGAUCAUGCCCACCAUCCUUGAUCUUCUCAAGACCUCCGGAUCUCUUGACCACGUCAGCGCUCGCGCUGUUGGCGAUCUGCUCCCCAUGUACGAGGGACAGUCCAUGAUUCGUCCCAUUAUCGCCGAAAACAACAGCACCGCCUACUACCAAUUCACCGUCAUGAACACCGGUGGCUCCCUGGUCGCUAUGCGCUCCGCCAAUCGUCCAUACCGCCUCGUCGUUCCCCUGGUAAAUGAGGUCGAGUGGCGCUUCAGUGACCCUUCCACGGACCCGCAGGAACAGAACCCUAUCAAGUCGUUCGAUCUCGACGGCCUCAUCAAAGCCGUUGAGGAGAAGCACGGUUCUGACGCUGUCAAGUGGACCCAUGAUGCUUCCCAUGCCGCUCAGUGGUGGGUCGCUGACAACUGGCGCCGCUACGAAUAUGACCCCUCCCGGCCGAAGUCAUCAUCCAAAUCAGGCUGGUCUGAGGGAUACAAGGGCCCAUGA